Messenger RNA from Podarcis muralis (Common wall lizard), 2336 nucleotides. RefSeq names its product enolase 2 (gene ENO2). Lineage: Eukaryota; Metazoa; Chordata; Lepidosauria; Squamata; Lacertidae. The record is from RefSeq and is a predicted model, not a curated record. Gene Ontology annotation, biological process: glycolytic process. Gene Ontology annotation, cellular component: phosphopyruvate hydratase complex. Gene Ontology annotation, molecular function: magnesium ion binding; phosphopyruvate hydratase activity.
AGAGGACAGAGCUGCUCCCCUUCGCAUCCUGUAUCUUUCCUCUCGCCAUCCAUCUCUGCUUAGUGCGCUGCUGCCUUGGCCAGCCUUCCUGCUUCUGCCUUAGGAAGGAAAGACCAGCUCCGCCAUGUCUAUUGAGAAGGUUCACGCUCGGGAGAUCCUGGACUCUCGUGGGAAUCCAACCGUGGAGGUGGAUUUGUACACAGCUAAAGGGAUGUUCCGGGCAGCUGUUCCCAGUGGCGCUUCCACCGGCAUCUACGAAGCUCUAGAGCUGCGUGACAACGAUAAGUCCAGAUUCCUUGGGAAAGGGGUCCUGCAGGCGGUGGAUCACAUCAACAGCACCAUUGCCCCUGCUCUCGUGAGCUGUGGCCUUUCAGUCGUGGAGCAAGAGAAGAUCGACAGCCUCAUGCUGGAGAUGGACGGGACAGAGAAUAAAUCCAAGUUUGGAGCCAAUGCCAUCCUGGGUGUCUCCCUGGCUGUGUGCAAAGCGGCGGCUGCGGAGAAGGACAUUCCCCUCUACCGACACAUCGCUGACCUGGCUGGAAAUUCUGAUCUCAUUCUGCCAGUACCGGCCUUCAACGUGAUCAACGGGGGCUCCCACGCUGGGAACAAGCUGGCCAUGCAGGAGUUCAUGAUCUUGCCAGUUGGGGCUGAAAGCUUCCGGGACGCCAUGCGCAUCGGUGCCGAGGUCUAUCACAAUCUCAAGGGUGUGAUCAAGGACAAGUAUGGCAAGGAUGCCACCAAUGUGGGUGACGAAGGAGGCUUUGCCCCUAACAUCCUGGAGAACAGUGAAGCUCUGGAACUCCUUAAGGAAGCCAUUGAGAAAGCUGGCUACACUGACAAGAUUGUGAUCGGCAUGGAUGUGGCCGCAUCGGAAUUCUACAGAGACGGAAAAUAUGACUUGGACUUCAAAUCCCCCGAUGACCCCAGCCGCUACAUCUCUGCUGAUGAGCUGGGUGACCUGUACCAAAGCUUUGUAAGGGAUUACCCAGUGGUGUCGAUCGAGGAUCCAUUUGAUCAGGAUGACUGGGAGGCCUGGUCCAAGUUCACAGCAAACGUUGGGAUUCAGAUUGUGGGGGACGACCUGACUGUGACCAACCCCAAACGCAUCGAGCGAGCUGUGGAAGACAAGGCCUGCAAUUGCCUCCUGCUGAAAGUCAACCAGAUUGGAUCAGUCACCGAGGCCAUCCAAGCCUGUAAACUGGCCCAGGAAAACGGCUGGGGGGUGAUGGUGAGUCACCGAUCAGGGGAGACUGAAGACACCUUCAUUGCGGACCUGGUGGUGGGACUCUGUACUGGCCAGAUAAAGACGGGAGCGCCAUGCAGGUCCGAGCGACUGGCAAAAUACAAUCAGUUAAUGAGGAUUGAGGAAGAGCUUGGCGACGAAGCCCACUUUGCCGGGCACAACUUCCGUAACCCGAGCGUCCUAUAAGCCCUGCCCUGGGCACACUCUGGCUUGCCUGCUGACUUCCCCAGUGCACAGACUCUGAGUGCCCCUUUAGACCACACCCUCCAUUUCCCCGGCUCCUCUGUCUCCUCUCCCCAUUCCAGCUACCUCCUCUGGCCUCUCACUGGAGCCUCCCCCUCCAAGACGUGUGGAGAAUGAAGCUUCCCUCUGCGGUGCUCCAAGCCAGCUUUGCGUGUGUUGCGCAGUGUCUUCUCUCUGGGCCUGCUUGAAUCAUCGUUGCACCCCGGUGUCAAGUGCUGUGAGCAUGUUUGUCUGGACGUGUGGUGAGGGCGUGCGUGGCAGAAGUUCGCCCUGUGUUCCCCCUUCCUUUGUUGCCGCUGGGAGUCUGUGUUUAACUCCUGGAUUAUGACGGUGUUUAAAACCUUCGUAGCGCUUACUGUCAACAGCAAGUUUCUGUAUGUUCUAGCCUGUCCCUGCCAGCCUUCAAGUUUUGUUUUCUCUUUUUGUUUCGGGCGGGGUGUGUGUGUGUGUGUUUGUCUGUGCGGUGCCAUACCUACACCUGCGACUGAUCUGAAAGUUCUUUUGGUUUGUGUUUUCGGGCGACACCAAGGCACCUGUGCUGCUGCAAUACACUGGGUCCUUAUGCCAUGCUUUGUGGGGUGUUGUGGGUCAGUGCAUUGUGGGCGUGUUGUUGUGAUCCGCAUCCUGCUCAGACCGCUCUCUCUCUCUCUCUCUCUCUCUUUCUGGUUGUUCGGUCACACGGCGCUCUUUCCCCAUCACCUUUUCCCCGCCUUGCUCUCCUAUCACUUCUGCUUUGACCUCCAGAAGUUUCACCCUCAACUGAGCAAGCGGAGAACCCCCCCACCCCCAGACACACGAGAAAAUCAACCAACAGACCAACCCUCAAAAUUAAAUUCUGUUUCACACCUGA